UAGACCAGUCGGCGGGCCUCACACAAAAUCCAUCUCGAUCGGCAAUUAACGUAGUCCGCAUAAGCUAUCUCACAGUCCGCCGCCGUCGCCCUGCUCCCGCCGCGAAUUGAGCCUCUCCACAAUGCGCCUUCACGCGGCCAUCUCGCCCACCCCUUCGCCGCCGCACCUCAUCUGCCUUUCAGCCCGUGGUUCUUCUUCGUGCUCUGGGAUUCCUCUAGGGUUGCGUCUCGGCGCUCCGCAUCUGAUUGCGGGGAGGCGGCGUAGCAGUGAACUCGUCGCGAUCCGAUGCUCGAUCUCGCAAGUCCACAGUUAUGGAACAGUGGACUACGAGCAGAGGCCACCAUUGAAGUGGAGCUCGCUGUACCGAAGAAUCUCGAUCACGGAGAACCCAAAUGUCGAUUCCGCUACUGUGCUUGAGCAAUGGGAGGGUGCCGAGCGGAAGCUCUCGAAGUGGGAUCUGUGCCGCGUCGUCAAGGAGCUGAGGAGGUUUGGUAGAUUCAAGCGAGCCCUUGAGGUUUAUGAUUGGAUGGCAUCCCAUGGAGACCGUUUUAUACUUAACUCUAGCGACAAUGCAAUCCAAUUGGAUCUCAUUGCAAAAGUGCGUGGCAUUUCACAUGCUGAAGGAUACUUCUCCAUUCUUCCUUGUAUUUUCAAAGACAGGCGUACAUAUGGGGCUCUUCUAAAUGCCUAUGGCAAAGCAAAGAUGAGAGACAAAGCUGAGGCAACUCUGGAGACAAUGAAAGGCAAAGGAUAUACAGACGAUGCACUUCCUUUCAAUGUGAUGAUGACUCUUUAUAUGAAUAUCGCAGAGCAUCGCAAAGUAUAUGCUAUAAUUAAUGAAAUGAAGGCGAAAAAUGUGUCCUUCGACUUGUACUCCUACAACAUCUUGAUUACUAACUGUGCUACUAUGGGAGAUGUCGAGGAGAUGGAGAGAGUGGUUCAAGAGAUGAUUGUCGAUGCUCGUGUCAACGCGAACUGGACCACUUACACCACACUCGCUACCAUGUACAUCAGGCUCGGCGAAUUCGACAAGGCGGAAAAUUGCUUGAAGGAAGUUGAGCUUAGAAUGACAGGUAGGGACAGAGCAUCAUUUAACUAUCUCCUUGGGCUUUACAGCUCCAUAGCCAAAAGGGAUGAAGUCUAUCGCGUUUGGAAACGCUACAAGUCAGCUUUUGGUGGUGGUAUUUUGAAUUCUGGAUACCAAUCAAUGCUAUCUUCGUUGGUUAAGCUGGGAGAUAUUGAAGGAACUGAGAAAAUCUAUGAAGAAUGGUUGUCUAGUACUUCCAGAUUGGACCCCAGGAUUUGCAACGUUGUUAUGAGAAGUUAUGUGAGGAAAGGAGGUGUUGGUAAUGCUAAGAGAAUUCUUGACAGAUUUGUGGAGAAAGGAGGGGUGCCAAAGCCCUUAUCGUGGGAAAUAUUGGCAGAAGGUUAUCUUAAGGAAAAAAUGGUGUCAGAGGUUUUGUGGUGUAUGGAAGGUGCGGCAGCUUAUAAAGGUCUGGGGAAAUGGAAGCCAAAGCAAGCUGCGGUGGCUGAGACUUUUGCACUUUGCAGGGAAGAGGAUAGUGAGGAGAGCGUAAAAUUGUUGAUGGAUGUGUUGAGAAGAACGGGUUGCCUUGAAAAGGAGGCAUAUAAAUUACUGGUUGAGACAUAAUAAGGAUCUGUGUACAGAAGAAGAUGAUGGUGAAGCUGUAUUGUUUGUUGCUGUCAUGUCCUCAGAGGUAAAAUUUUCACUAGUUGUUUGUGUAAAUUGAGUUCUUUAAUGCCCCAUAGUUAUGUUAUUUAGCAAAAUUAUCUUUAAUCAACUAAAGGCUAAAACCAAGGAGUUCUUAAA
This is a messenger RNA of Dendrobium catenatum, 1831 nucleotides long. Its product is annotated as pentatricopeptide repeat-containing protein At1g02150. Gene Ontology annotation, cellular component: mitochondrion. Lineage: Eukaryota; Viridiplantae; Streptophyta; Magnoliopsida; Asparagales; Orchidaceae. The record is from RefSeq and is a predicted model, not a curated record. Bases 122 to 1651 code for a protein of 509 amino acids. Gene Ontology annotation, molecular function: protein binding. The transcript is spliced from 2 exons.